AUGGCUGAAUACAAGUUCUAUUAUUUCAAUGGACGUGGAUUGGGCGAUGUUUCCAGACAGCUCUUCGCUCUUUCCGGAACGAAAUUUGAGGACGUCCGUAUCGAACAGGCCGAUUGGCCAGCCCAAAAGGCAAAGAUGCCAUUUGGACAAAUGCCGGUAUUGGAGUUGAAAUCAUCUGGACUCCAAAUUCCACAAUCCAUGGCUAUUGCACGUUAUCUCGCCAACAAGUUCGGAUACGCUGGAAAGACUCCAGAAGAAGCAGCUCUCGCCGAUGCUCUCAUCGAUCAGUUCAAGGAUUUCUAUACUGAAAUCAAGCCAUACUACUAUGGGAAGCUUGGAGCAAUGCAGACUGACACUGAAGCUGAAAAGACAAAAACAUUGAUUCCAGCAAGAGAUAAGUUCUUGGCAAUUCUCGUCAAGUUUCUGAAAUCCAGCAACAGCGGAUUCUUGUUCUCCGGAGGACUCACAUACGCCGAUUUAAUGAUUUGUGAUAACAUGCGAUCUCUCAUUGGGUGGUGGCCAGAAUAUUUGAAUGGAUUCCCGGAAAUCAAAGCCUGGUAUGAGAAGGUGGACAGCAUCCCAGAAAUUCGUAAACACUUGAAUUCUCAUGAAGACAAGGGGUUCUAA
Molecule: messenger RNA, 627 nt
Organism: Caenorhabditis remanei
Lineage: Eukaryota; Metazoa; Nematoda; Chromadorea; Rhabditida; Rhabditidae
Exons: 2
Coding region: 1-627 (208 amino acids)
Biological process (GO): glutathione metabolic process
Molecular function (GO): glutathione transferase activity
Source: RefSeq, a predicted model, not a curated record